Messenger RNA from Kluyveromyces lactis, 621 nucleotides. It is a transcript of the gene CWC25, whose product is annotated as U2-type spliceosomal complex subunit CWC25. The record is from RefSeq and is a predicted model, not a curated record. NCBI's taxonomy places the organism in Eukaryota, Fungi, Ascomycota, Saccharomycetes, Saccharomycetales, Saccharomycetaceae. Gene Ontology annotation, biological process: mRNA splicing, via spliceosome. The transcript has a single exon. The coding region runs from base 1 to 621 and encodes 206 amino acids. Gene Ontology annotation, cellular component: U2-type spliceosomal complex.
AUGAGUGACUUAAAUUUAUUAAAGUCAUGGAAUCCAAAAUUGGUGAAGAAUAGAAAAAAAGUAUGGGAGGCUCAACAACAACUAGUUGAAGAGAAUAAAAAGAUAAAGGAAAGACAGAAAGAAAUAGAAAAAGAACGUGAGCUUGAUCGAUACAGCAGCUUGAUUAGGGAUGAAGACCAGAAAAAUGUUAAGAGGAAAACAGGGUUAGAGUGGAUGUAUGACAACACAUCCACAGCUUUGACAGAAAAUGUAGACUACCUCCUUGGUAAAAAGGAAAUAACAGACACAUUACUCGACUUAUCAGGGAACAACAAUAAAAGUGAGAAAUCUGAAAACCAAAAACAAACCAUCAGAAAACAUUACCAAGGAAUUGAAGAUGUUAUAUGUUCAAAAACAAACCAUAAAAACGUUGACUUAAGUAGUGACGAUCCAAUGGCGAAGUUCAAAGCAGCUAAACAAGCCCAUUUGAAAACAUUGAAACAAAAUAUCCAGCCCACUUCACAUGAAUAUCCUGUACACAAACCCUUACGUGGCGCAAAUUCAAAAAGGUACGACAGUGGCAAUGGGAGUAGAUCAAAUUACAAAAACUCUAGGUACAACAACAAAUACUACAGAAGUUAG